This is a messenger RNA of Cordyceps fumosorosea ARSEF 2679, 1272 nucleotides long. Its product is annotated as polysaccharide export protein. The coding region runs from base 1 to 1272 and encodes 423 amino acids. The transcript has 3 exons. Lineage: Eukaryota; Fungi; Ascomycota; Sordariomycetes; Hypocreales; Cordycipitaceae. The record is from RefSeq and is a predicted model, not a curated record.
AUGGUGCUGCUCUCCGUCGCCACGGCGUUGUACCUGCGGCGCCUCGGCCGGCGGAAGGCCAUCCGCCUGCUCCUCGUCGUAUUCGUCCUCUUCAACCUCUUCGACGUGAUGCGCAUCCACCACAACCUGGCCCGCGAGCGCGAGUACGUGCCGCGCAAGUCCGGCGGUCGCCCGGGCGAGCGCGAGCGCGUCUACAUCGCCGGCAUGCACUUCAACAACGGGGCCAUCCUCAAGUCGCACUGGAACGCGGCGGUGCUGGAGCUGACGGAGCUCUUCGGGCCGGACAACGUCUUCGUCAGCGUGUACGAGAGCGGCAGCUGGGACGACACCAAGGAGGUGCUGCGCGACCUGGGCCGCCAGCUCGAGAGCCGCGGCGUGCCGCACCGCGUGGACAUUUCGGACGUGACGCACGCCGACGAGAUCCGCGCCGCCGGGGAAGGCGGGAGUGGUGAAGAGGGAUGGAUAGAGACGGCGAGGGCCAAGAGGGAGCUUCGGCGCAUCCCGUACCUGGCCAAGUUGCGGAACAAGACGUUGCAGGACUUGUUUGAUUUAUACAAAAAGGGGGUCACGUUUGACAAGAUUCUGUUCCUGAAUGAUGUCGUGUUUACGACGGAUGAUGUCAUCACGUUGAUGGACACAAAUGACGGCGCGUACGGUGCCGCGUGCUCGCUCGACUUUUCAAAGCCGCCGUUGUACUAUGACACCUUCGCGCUGCGCGACGCCGAGGGCAGCGCGCACAUCAUGCAGACCUGGCCGUACUUCAAGGCCCGGGCGUCGCGCUCGCCACUGGUCAACAACCACGACGCCGUCCCAGUGACGAGCUGCUGGAACGGCAUCGUCGUCAUGCCCGCGGACCCGUUCGUGUCGCCCACCAAGCUGCGCUUCCGCGGCAUCCCCGACUCGCUCGCGGGGCACCACCUCGAGGGCUCCGAGUGCUGCCUCAUCCACGCCGAUAACCCGCUGUCGCGCACGCUCGGCGUCUUCCUCAACCCGCGCGUGCGCGUCGGCUACAACCUGCCCGCCUACGAAGCCACCCACCCCGGCGCUGCCGCGGGGACGUCGGCAUCGUGGGUCCGCGCGGUCGACAUCUUCCUCGGCCUGUGGAUAAACCGCCUGCGCCGCUGGACGAGCGUCGUCUCGCUGGAGCGCUGGGUGGUACGCAAGCGCGUGGCGGCGUGGCAGAAGGAGGACAUGGCGCGGCACGAGCCGGGCGUGUUUUGCCUGAUUAACGAGAUGCAGGUCCUGGCGGAGAACGGAUGGGCUCAUGUGUGA